Molecule: messenger RNA, 1417 nt
Organism: Armigeres subalbatus
Lineage: Eukaryota; Metazoa; Arthropoda; Insecta; Diptera; Culicidae
Product: PCI domain-containing protein 2 homolog
Exons: 3
Coding region: 201-1376 (391 amino acids)
Biological process (GO): poly(A)+ mRNA export from nucleus; transcription elongation by RNA polymerase II; post-transcriptional tethering of RNA polymerase II gene DNA at nuclear periphery
Cellular component (GO): transcription export complex 2
Molecular function (GO): double-stranded DNA binding; RNA binding
Source: RefSeq, a predicted model, not a curated record
ACUGUCAAAAUAUUUGUUUUCGUUUUGUUCGGAUCGAACCUCGGUUCGGAGGGUUUGAAGCGCGAUGCUUGAUUGUAGGCAAGUUUUGUGGUAUUUUUGAUUAAAAUCCCUUAAAAUCUUAUAAAUAUGUGUGUAUAAAAACGAAAUCAACUUAGAAUCGAGUUACACAUUGACGAUUGCGAGAGCAUCGAUUCCACACGAUGAACCUUCACUACUCUGUGCAGCGAGUUUGGGAUGCUGGGGAGGGACAAGCGGUGGCACGAUUACUAUCCCUAUCCGACCAGCAUGUCAACAACCAAUGGCUGCACGUAGAACAUCCGGAGACGGCUGUGGACCGUCAGCACGAAUCGCCUGUGGUUGAGAUCGUUUCGUGCCAUUUGAAAGUGCUCUUCUGUCUCACCAAGGAGCCACGCAACUACAGCGAAGCCUUCAAACAUCAAACAAACUGCGUCCAGGCGGUGGUCAAGAUGCUUCAGGUGAUGAAGGGCGAGAACUGGUUCCUGCCGGUCAUGUACACUGUGGCCAUCGAUCUCCGGCGGUUGGCCGUAAAAUGCGAACAACAGCAGAAAUCGUCCAAACCAGGCGAAAUUCUCGAGAAAGCCGCCGAGUGUUUAAUGAGCUGUUUUCGUGUUUGCGCCGCGGAUAACCGCUCAUUGGACCCGGACACGAAGCGACUCGGGAUGUUGAAUUUGGUCAAUCAGCUGUUCAAGGUAUACUUCCGGAUAAACAAAUUAAAUCUGUGCAAGCCACUGAUUCGGGCAAUUGACAGUUCGAAUUUUAAGGAAUCCUUCAGCUUAGCCCAGCGGAUCACGUACAAGUACUUUGCCGGACGGAAGGCCAUGUUCGAUUCGGAGUAUAAAAAUGCAGACGAGUACUUGAGCUUCGCGUUUGAGAGAUGUCCGAGGAAGUUUACAAAGAACAAACGACUCAUCCUGACGUAUUUGGUUCCGGUGAAGAUGCUUCUGGGGUACAUGCCUCGUAAGGAAAUUCUGGAGCGGUACAACAUGUUGCAGUUUUACGAGUUGACCGUUGCACUGAAGGAGGGAAAUGUGCGGCGGUUCGACGAAGUCAUUCAGAAGCAUGAGGCGUUCUUCAUCAACGCUGGAAUCUAUCUCAUUGUGGAAAAGCUGAAAAUACUCGCUUACCGCAAUCUGUUCAAGAAGGUGUACAUAAUCUUGCAGACGCAUCAGAUUGAUUUGAAUGCAUUUUUGACUGCGCUGCAAUGGGUCGGAGAGGACGAGCUGACCAUGGACGAAACCCACUGCAUCGUGGCCAACUUGAUCUACGAGGGACGGAUCAAGGGCUACAUCAGCCAUCAGCAUAAUAAGUUGGUGGUUUCUAAGCAGAAUCCGUUCCCGAAUGUGAUUGUUAAUUAGAUUAGAUGUAUGGAAUGAGACGAAAUAAUGAAUCAACUGAA